This is a messenger RNA of Exserohilum turcica Et28A, 1041 nucleotides long. RefSeq lists its product as uncharacterized. Lineage: Eukaryota; Fungi; Ascomycota; Dothideomycetes; Pleosporales; Pleosporaceae. The record is from RefSeq and is a predicted model, not a curated record. The transcript is spliced from 5 exons. Bases 1 to 1041 code for a protein of 346 amino acids.
AUGCCCGGCGAUACUGGGCUCAAGAAAAAGCGAAGAGGUGGGCCACGAAGCAGAACUGGUAUGCAUCAUCAAACCGACGAGGUGAAUAGCGAUGCGCCAUUGCUUGUGGACGUUUUCAAGCUAAGGAUGAAUGAUCUGGACCUCUCCGAGGAUCUACCGUCACCUCAGAGCUACAUACCAGCAAAUAGACUAUCGCCUGCUGCAUCAGUCGGAAAAGAUCAUCCAAAACCAAAAGUACGACUAACCUCAGAAGGCGCUUUUCUAUUGCAGACAUAUGUACGCACCGUUGCCACCUGGAUGGACCUUCACGAGGCGCUGCGGUCAGAAGAUUAUCGAAAACACUUUCGAGGCCUUACGUGCCUCGUCAAAGCCCGACGGAUCACUGCACAGUCGACGGGAACUGAUGUCGCCAACUUCUGGAUUUACGUUCGCCAUGAACUCGUCGUUGCCAUGGCAAAUGAGCAGCCAUUGAUAUUUGAUCCUGCCGAAUGGGAAGUCUCCUGGGAGGAAGGCGAGACGAGAGAGGAUGUGCUCGGAAACCAUGUCCUUUGGAUAUCGGCAAGAGUUAUCAACCUUGUCUUUGGACCGGACGGCAACACAGAAGCUGGCAGAAUACAACGGCAAGAAUUGCUGCAUGAAAUUGAACUGUGGCGAAGAGGUCUCUCCGAGACUUUUGUUGGAAUUCCAUACGGCGAGAACGAUGAAGAUGGUUUCCGUAAAGUAUAUUUCCCAGUCGCUGCCGCUGCUGGCGCGGCGUUUUGUACGUUUGGUUACCACCUCAUACACAUCUUGCUUUACGCAGAACCAGUACUGCAGGAUGAGGCCUACAUCCCUCUGAUCCAGGAGCAGGCCAUGAAAGUUGCUGAUAUAGCAAUUUCGGAAUUCCCUCCCUCUUUGAUGGUGUUCUCCACUUAUGGAUUAUUCUAUGCUGGUAAACAUAUCCAUGGAAUCUCACGAAAAGCGCGAAUCUGGACUGUUCUAAACGACGUUGAAGCCCAAACUGGCUACAAUACAACAGCGACAGUACGCCUUCUCCAGUGA